AUAUUCCGACAGGGAUCUCUGUUCUUGCCACUGAGUAUAUUAAACGAGAAAGUUGUUUAUCCGUGGGGACCUCGGCCACUUUUUGAAGCUGAGGACGAUGUUAUUGUCGUGGUCAGUAUGCAGCAGCUGGCUUAUGAUGUCGUUUUUCCGCCUGUUAGCUUCGAUGAGAACAGCUUAAAGCGCAAUUUCAAUACUCUUGAUGCCGACACUCGUCAGUACAUGCUGGACAUUGUGGAAUGUGGAGUCACACACAAUCUGACCAGAGACGAAAAGGAAGCACUUUGGGAGCGGCGUCAUUUUCUAACGCACAUACCAGACGCUUUGCCACUUGUACUGGCUUCUGCUGUUGGCUGGGAUUGGGCAUCUCUAACGAAUAUCUACCAGUUGCUGGAUGAUUGGAUGCCUUUCGCUGAUCUCACUGUUCGAGAAAAAGCAGUAUCGUGGCUGAAAACUGCUUCGUCCGAUUUCUUGUUCAAUUUUCUUCCUGAACUCGUUGAGGCAAUUACAACAGCGGAUCAAUCAACAGGACAGAGCCUAUUCGAAUCGCUGCAGUUUGCUGCAGCAGCAAAUCGUUAG
Messenger RNA from Gongylonema pulchrum, 576 nucleotides. The record is from the annotation of a GenBank genome assembly. NCBI's taxonomy places the organism in Eukaryota, Metazoa, Nematoda, Chromadorea, Rhabditida, Gongylonematidae.